AUUACGGAAGUAGGCAUUCCAAACAGAUUCCCGUUGGAAGAGUAAAAUACAGUAGAUCAUCGCCUUCCUUUCAUUAAAACAAAUUUUUAUCUUGGACUAACCAUUUCUCAAUAAGACGAUGGGCACUAGAGAUGACGAAUAUGAUUAUUUGUUCAAAGUGGUCCUUAUUGGUGACUCGGGUGUGGGGAAGAGUAACCUGCUGUCCCGUUUCACCCGCAAUGAGUUCAACCUGGAGAGUAAGAGCACCAUCGGAGUCGAGUUUGCCACGCGCAGCAUCCAGGUAGACGGCAAGACGGUGAAGGCUCAGAUCUGGGAUACAGCCGGCCAGGAGCGCUACCGUGCCAUCACAUCAGCGUACUACCGUGGGGCGGUGGGGGCUCUCCUGGUCUACGACAUUGCAAAGCAUCUAACUUAUGAAAAUGUGGAGCGCUGGCUGAAGGAGCUGAGAGAUCACGCUGACAGCAACAUUGUCAUCAUGCUGGUGGGCAACAAGAGCGACCUGCGUCACCUCCGGGCUGUUCCCACCGACGAGGCGCGGGCUUUUGCUGAGAAGAAUGGUUUAUCUUUCCUGGAGACAUCGGCUCUGGACUCCACCAACGUUGAGACGGCCUUCCAGACCAUUCUGACAGAGAUCUACCGUAUCGUCUCCCAGAAGCAAAUGUCGGAGCGUCAGGAGAGCGACAUGUCCCCCAGCAACAACGUGGUCAACAUCCAGGUGCAGCCCACUGAAAACAAACCAAAGAUGCAGUGCUGUCAGAACAUCUAGCCCAGCCCGCGGAUCUGCUGCUACCCACUCCCCUCCCCCCUUCGCCUCCCCUCCCUCCCCAGUUCCCAUCUGCCCCGGCUCACAUCUUCUCAAACCCCGCCCUCAGAAAAUAGACUGCCUCAGUGUGGUGCGGGAGGGACGAGCCACAGCUUCAAGGCUGUGACCCGAACUCUGCACCUAAUCUGUACCUGCCACCCCAAACCCAAACCCCUCCUCCGCCCCAAGCCCCGGGUAAAUAUAUCCCAGUAUAAGAAGUCACUGCGUGGGGGUGACCCCCCCCCAAGCAGAGCCCCUCUGUCGUUAGGCUACUGCAGGACAGCAGGCAGCAGGCAUUUCAUAUCACUUUAGAUUUCAUUACUGUAGAUGCGCUGACAUGUCACAAAAAUGUCUUAAUAUAUGAAUGUGAUUUUGUUUUCUUCAUAUUUGUUGCUCAUGUUGAUUCCUCCACUUUUUUAUGAUCUUUCUCUGUCUUGUAUCAUAUAUCUACUACUAGGUAUAUAUGAAUUUAAAGCACAUCAAAGUUGCUCUGAAGUGUAUUCCCACAUAAAAGCUUCUGUCAUUUUAGCCACCCCCCCCCCCCCCUCCCUCCCUCCCCCUCUCCUCUUUAGUGCAAUGUACUGUUUUGGAAACCAUGUGGAUGUAUCGAGCACGGAGUAGACUCAUGUGCUCUGGAAGUGUCAUGCCAUGUGAUCUGAUUGCUGUGAAUAUGAUGCUAUUGAAACGUAGAAACUUUUUUUUGCAUUUGCCGAGCUUCAGUUAGCGCAGUGGAAAGAGCCGGGCGUGUGCUUGCAUGUAGCGCGUUGUCGUCACCGUGUUUACAGCAGGUGGCAGGGUCGGGCUAGCUUUGCAUGUCUUUAAAAAAAGAAAAAAGAUGGCACUCUGCUGCAUGUUUUAUCGGGCAAAAGACUCAAUCUGGACUCUGUGGAACACUAUCUUUGCCUUGAGGGUGUGUGUGUAAUGUCGCCGUGAAAGCUGAACACAACUCGUGUACAUUCUGAUUUUCUUGUUGUCCUACUUUAUGUCUGUGUGGCUUCACACAGAGACACUCAUGCUUAUACUGAGAAGGAUUUUCUGACUGAAGACAUUAGUCCAUCGGGCUUUUCCUGCUCCAACAUUAGGGGAACAGAAUGCAUUCAUUUCUUGACUACAACUAUGCAGAAACUAGCACAUGGCUGUUUGGAUUUUUUGUUUCUUAGAGCACUUCUAUAGCAAAUGAAGGAAGCAGCAGAAGUAUGAGUAACUGAUCUAGUAUUCUCGUAUGACAUUCUUAUGAUACUCGAUGAUAUUAUAAUAAGAAAUCUCCAGUCUAAGCAAAUGAUGCUUUGCAUGCAACCACAGAACCGUAGUUAGGACGCACCUGAGAAAGUAGGAAAUGGAAAAUGUCUUUCACCCUCUAGGUUGUUUUCAUGAGCGUGAAAUUGUCACAAUCUUGCACUGAACCUUAAUACAUGCUUUGUGUCUAGGAUUAGAUUUUUACUGCAAAUGGAGAAUCUGGACCUAUUUGUCAGAUAAUAUGUACCGUUUUUAUGACGGUGCUUCUCUUCAAAAACCAAAAUAUUAUGUUCAGCACUGCAGAACAUAGGCUGAGUCUCAAAGGUCUUGCCUUAUAUCCUCUACACUAACUAACUAAAGGCUUGAUGAAGGAGACAAGGAAUCAAGGAAAACAUUUUUGGGAUUCAGCCACAUUCUUGCCAACUUCUGGUCACAGUGCCUCCUUCACCUGUCCCAAAACGCCUCUCUGCUAACAGCUCACCAUCAUACCCGCCUCCUCCUCGACCAAUAACCCUGCUCGGUCUGUCCCUCGAGGAGACAGACAGCCGUGUUGUCCCCGUCACAUUAAGCCUAUGUACACCGAGCUGCCUCUGACUUCAACACAAUGCAUGGCUUUCUGUUACGACUGCAACUCCGUGUCGUAUCGCCUUAUGUAGCUAACAUUGUCAUUACUUUCCAUGAAACCUGCUGAGGGUGAGGCUUGGCGAGCUAGGGUGACAUGCUUUACAAGCUAAUUGUUGUGUCCAGUCUGUAAACUGACAGAUGCCUCGCUAACAACCUACUUUGCUAAAACUCCAGAGUGUGUGUUCUGUUGAAUUCCCAGGUUCUAGCUGUGUCAGUGUGUGAUGGUGUUAGCAGACAUGUACAAUGCCUGAACUUGGUGCGUGUGUAUGUGCGUUUAGAGGCAGAGGGUAGAUGGGUAGUUCUGGAGUGUGUGAGCCUGGCUGGCAGUGCCAAUGGCGUUUCUUCGAACAGACGGCGCCGCCAGUCGAGCCUCUCCAGACUCACUUAGCUGGCAAUCUGGACGAAGUGAUUCCUUUUGUUCUGAAAAUAUGAUUUCUGAUCCUGUUUCAUGUACCUCCAUUGUUAUGUGUUUUUUUUAAAUAAGUGUUUUGAUUUUUUUUUUUUACUAUAUUGAAUUCUAUAACUGACUGUAAUUCCAGUGUAAACGUGUUAAGAGUGAAAUGAUGUCAUUUCAAUGAAUUUGGAGGGUUAAAUGUGAGAGGGGGGGUCAAAAUGAAUGGUUUUAUGUUUUGUACAGAUUGAUAAAUUGUACAAUUGUGUCUAUAUCUUAAGUUAUCAGUUCAUCUUAAUAAAGCGCACCAGUCAUAAACCUUUA
Cottoperca gobio is the source of this 3377-nucleotide messenger RNA. RefSeq names its product RAB11a, member RAS oncogene family (gene rab11a). The transcript has 5 exons. NCBI's taxonomy places the organism in Eukaryota, Metazoa, Chordata, Actinopteri, Perciformes, Bovichtidae. Bases 119 to 766 code for a protein of 215 amino acids. The record is from RefSeq and is a predicted model, not a curated record. Gene Ontology annotation, molecular function: GTP binding; GTPase activity.